This is a messenger RNA of Patella vulgata (common limpet), 1125 nucleotides long. Its product is annotated as cilia- and flagella-associated protein 119. Bases 142 to 1035 code for a protein of 297 amino acids. The transcript has 9 exons. Lineage: Eukaryota; Metazoa; Mollusca; Gastropoda; Patellidae. The record is from RefSeq and is a predicted model, not a curated record.
UCACAUCACUAACAAUUAUCCGUUGCAUAGGAACGACGCCAUUUUUGAUGCCUUAUUUUGACAAAAUAUUGUUUACUUUCGGUUUUUUCACCAGUCUUACUCUCUAUCAUCUGUUUAUCGUUAGUUUGUAAAUUUAGUAAAAUGAUUUUGAUUACAGAUCCCGGAGUAGAAACAAAACAACCUAUCCCACAUUUAAUACAGCCACGAGAACACAAGGCUAAGAUAAGUGUAUGGGCUGAUCUGACUGUUGAUGAUAUAGAUAAAUUGAAUGAAUCAUUGAAUGCAGAUCACAAUAAACAUGUUUUAGCUGAUCUGUUUGAGUUAGAAGACUAUAAAGAAAACCUGAAGAGUGGUAUUACAGUAGAUCUGUAUUACUAUACGAUACAGUUUGCCAGAGAAAAUAAUUUCACGAAAGAAAAAACAUCAACUCUCUUCUCAAUCAUAAAGAAAACCCAUGAAGUUUGCAUUGAAACACCUUUUGGUAAUCUAGAACAAACAUUUAAAUAUUUUAAAGACUUGUUAUUAUGUCAUGCUGUGAAAAGACCACCUCAUAGUAUAGAUCUGUUCGAUGCAGAUGAAGUAAGAAAAAUAUCUGAAUAUACCAUUAACACAUACUUCAGACAUUUUAAAAUGUACAAGUAUGCUUUUACCCCAUUGGUGAGGUUAGAUUUAUCUAUGAAUUAUGUUGGUGUACCAGAUUCUCCACCACCAUCAGAAGCUGGUGAUUUAGAAGGCGAGCCAGAUGGGGAUGCAUGUGGUGAUGAAACUAAGGUAGAAGGAGAUGAUGGGGAAGGUCCUAAAGAAAAUGCCAGCAGUGAACAACCAGAAGUGAUAGAAUCUCCAGCGAGAAAAGAAUUAAGAACAAUGAUUCAAACAUUUUUGGCAGAGGAAAUAAAGAAAAUGAAAAUAUCUGUUGAUGAACAAAUUAAAACCACGGAAGAAGUCAUACAACAUAAAAUAGAGGCAGUUGAUGGAGGAGUUACAAAAAAAAGUCCAAGAGCCUCAGCAAAAGGGAAGAGAAAAGAGAAAAAUUAAUUUAACUACAAUUCCUCCGAGAAAUAUUUAAUAACUAUGAUAUAUGUACAUAUGAUUCUUAAUAUUAACUUUAGUAAAAUUUACAAAUUA